AUGGAUGGUUAUCCGGCUGGCCUGGAAGAUGCACGCUCACUGCAACCGAAAGAUGUAGUGGGCAUGAGUUUUGACACUAUUGAAAUGGCGUACAAUUUCUACAAUGCAUACGCGGCGGCUGUAGGUUUCAGUACAAGGGCACAAAAAGUAUCAAGGCGACGAAAUGGAGAGGUUAGAAUGAAGGAAUGGUGUUGUAGCAAAGAGGGUAAGAGGAGGUUUGUGCAGCCAGAACUAGCACCUAACAAACGCCGCUGCAGAGACGAGACAAGAUGCAGAUGCCUUGUAAGAAUGCGGAUAGUUUUUGAUCUGACCAUAGCAAAAUGGGUUGUCUCAAUGUUUGUGCCGGAGCACAAUCACCCGCUUACGCAGCCAGACUUUGUGCGGUUCCUUGCCUCACAUAGGACUGUAACUGAAGGUGAUAUGGCCCAGAUGAUGGCGAUGCGCGCGUCGAACAUACGACCAACUCACAUAAUGCAAUACAUGUCCAGACAGGCUGAAGGAGUAGAGAAUGUCGGGUUCACGCGUAGAGACAUGUACAACGCAAUGCAGGAGCAUACUAGGACACAAAUUUCAACCGGCGAUGCACAACGAGCACUGGCCUUUCUAGAUUUGAAGAAAACAAAUGACGAUGGUUGUUUCCAUGAACACACAUGUGAUGAAGAUGGACGGCUCAAAAAUUUGUUCUGGUGUGACACAUCAUGUCGUUUUGAUUAUGCGUGUUUUGGGGAUGUAUUAGCAUUCGAUGCGACAUACAAGACUAAUCUCUUCAAUAGACCACUUGUGAUAUUGAUAGGUGUAAACAAUCACCAUCGAACAUGUUUCUUUGGAUGUUCGAUACUAAUCGAUGAAACAACAACAACGUAUAUGUGGCUCUUAGACACCUUUCUCCGAGCAAUGGGGAACAAGAUGCCGGUCUCUGUGAUAACGGACGGAUGCAAGGCAAUGGCAGCAGCAAUCCGAGCGAAACUACCCAAUGCCCGUCAUAGACUUUGCGAGUGGCAUUUGGAAAGAAAUUGUUCGGCUAAUAUACACAGGGGGAAUUUCCCAAAUGAAGUGAAAUCAUUGUUCCGUCAUAAGGACCCAGAAACAUUCGACACUGCUUGGCAUGAGCUGCUUGAAAGACAUGAGAUAGUUGGAAAUCCAUGGGCACAGGAAUACUUAUACGAUCAACGUCGAAUGUGGUGUGAUGCAUAUCUUUUGGGACAUUUUUUUGCUGGCCAAAGGACGACGUAA
This is a messenger RNA of Tripterygium wilfordii, 1233 nucleotides long. Its product is annotated as protein FAR1-RELATED SEQUENCE 5-like. Bases 1 to 1233 code for a protein of 410 amino acids. The transcript has a single exon. NCBI's taxonomy places the organism in Eukaryota, Viridiplantae, Streptophyta, Magnoliopsida, Celastrales, Celastraceae. The record is from RefSeq and is a predicted model, not a curated record.